UCAAAUUUAAGCCCGCGUUGAAGAUCAAAAUACGAAAUCCCCAAUCCGCCACGUUAUCUUAUAAACUCAUCAUAAUAAAACUUACUUAUUUUGACAGUUAAACAAAACGCUCCAAACUCCCAAUUGCGUGAAUGUGUGGCUCCUCCUCUUCCUCUUCUUUUGAGCCUGAAUGACGUGAAGAUUUUCACUGACCCACAAUCUCAAAACCAAGAAUCUUUAUCAUCAAUCUCUCUUGUUACUAUCUUUAGAUGUUUUGUUUAGUGGUUUUUGAUAAAGUAGCUGUUCCACUUUCGUGAAUGUCAGUAUGUUGGAUGCUGUGGCGUACUGCUACAAUCCCAGAGGUUAUGGCAUCGGUUUGGGGACUAGUUCCAGUAGAGCAACUUCUUCUGCUCAGCGUCCAUGUGGGCAUUAUCUUGAUCUCUCGUGUGCUUGUAGACGUGCGGUUCAUCUGCCAUACCUUUCCACGCAUCACAGGAUAAAUUGUCAUCUUCUAUACCGAUCAAACGAUGGUUUCAAGGGAACAGCACUGCCACCUAACUCUGUAUUUGGUGGAAAAAGAAUUUACCUUCUCAACUCCAGACGUGCCAAACAACGCAGAUUGAGGGUAUAUGCAUCAGUUGAUGUUGCCAGUGCUGUUGAUGUUAUUAAUGACUUGGGCUUGGACACUCUAACGUUCUUAGCUGUGACCGUAUUGGUGGUUCCUGCUUUCAGAAUGAUCAAAGCUAGCCCUAUUCUAGGUUUCUUCUUCGCUGGGGUUGUGCUCAAUCAAUUGGGCUUGAUUAGAAAUCUCACAGAUGUAAAAGUCCUAUCAGAAUGGGGAAUUCUCUUCUUGCUGUUUGAAAUGGGUUUGGAGCUCUCACUUGCUCGCUUGAAGGCUCUUGCUAAAUUUGCUUUUGGCUUGGGGCUAACUCAGGUUUUAUUAUCAACUCUUGCUUUUACCGCAUUUGAGCUUCCACCAAAUGGGGCUAUUGGAACCAGAAUAUUGGAGUUUCUUUUCCACUCAAGACCGGACUUGGUCAAUAUUCGAAGCAUUGAUGAAGCUGUGGUUAUAGGUGCUGCUCUUUCCUUGUCUUCUUCGGCCUUUGUACUUCAGCUUCUUGCAGAAAAGGGGGAACUUCCGACUAGAUUUGGCUCAGCAACUCUAGGGAUUCUUCUCUUGCAGGACAUUGCAGUUGUCCCACUUCUUGUGAUAUUGCCGGUGUUGGAGAGCCAGAAUUUGGUUGAAGAAAGUAUUUGGCCAAUGCUUGCAAAAGAGAGUUUAAAAGCUUUAGGUGGAUUGGGUCUGCUUUCCCUUGGAGGAAAAUAUCUUCUAAGGCGGGUUUUUGAGGUUGUUGCAGAUACGAGGAGCUCAGAAGCUUUUGUUGCCCUCUGCUUGCUUACAGUUGCAGGGACAUCACUGCUAACGCAGAAGUUGGGCUUCAGUGAUACGCUAGGAGCUUUUCUGGCCGGGGCUCUUCUAGCAGAAACAAACUUCCGCACACAAAUUGAAGCUGACAUUAGGCCUUUUAGGGGUUUACUUCUUGGGUUAUUUUUUGUGACAACAGGGACUUCUAUUGACAUGCAGCUUCUUAUCCGAGAGUGGCCAAAUGUGCUUUCGCUCUUGGCAGGUUUGAUUGUUAUUAAGACACUGAUUAUAACAGCAAUAGGUCCACGAGUUGGAUUGACUCUCCAAGAGAGCAUAAGGAUAGGCUUGCUUCUUUCCCAGGGAGGAGAAUUCGGGUUCGUUGUCUUUUCUUUGGCAAACAGGCUUGGGGUGCUGCCACUUGAACUGAACAAACUUCUUAUAAUCGUUGUUGUCCUGUCUAUGGCAUUGACCCCCUUACUCAAUGAUGUUGGAAGAAAGGUGGCUGAUUUUAUUGGUGAGAAGUUUGAAGAUGAAGGAAAAAUUGAUGGUUCAGUAAACUUUGAUGCCAGUGAACCUGUUGUUAUAGUUGGAUUCGGGCAAAAAGCUCAGAUCCUUGCAAAUUUCUUGUCCACUCCAUUGGCUUCUGGAAUUGAUGGUGAUGCAGGGUGGCCAUAUGUUGCUUUCGAUCUUGACCCUUCUGUUGUGAAGACAUCUAGAAAACUUGGUUUUCCUGUCCUGUAUGGUGAUGGCUCCCGUCCAGCAGUUUUGCAGUCUGCUGGUAUUAAUUCACCGAAAGCUGUGAUGGUCAUGUACACAGGGAAAACAAGAACACUUGAGGCUGUUCAGCGAAUUCGUCUUGCCUUCCCUGCAAUUCCCAUAUAUGCCCGUGCUCAGGACAUGAUGCAUCUGUUGGAUCUGAAGAAAGCAGGCGCAACUGAUGCAAUUCUUGAAAAUGCGGAGACAAGUUUACAGCUUGGAUCCAAGCUCUUGAAGGGGUUCGGUGUUAUGUCUGAUGAUGUAAGCUUUCUGAGUCAGCUUGUACGAGAUUCGAUGGUAUUACAAGCUCAAGAAACAUUAGCAAGAAAUGAUGAACAAGAGUCGAAAGUGAUGAAGCCAUUGCAGAUGAAGGUUACAGACUUAGUUGGGGUACGCACACUCUCAAACAACGACCAGUCACAGAUGGUUAAUCAAACAAGUGAAAGGAGCACAUUGAAGUCACCUGCAGGGACCGAACAAUCUUGUGAUGAUAAGCUCCAUUUGGACGAUGAAGAAGCCAAAGGCGUGUUAUACUGUGAGAUAGAUACAGGAAACAAUGUCCAAUCCUACACUGAUAGAGUUGAUGUGAAUGAUCCAGUAGGUGUCGCUAAUGAGGAGCCUUAAGAGUUUCAUUAAGGCCUUUGUUAAUAACAUUGAAUUGAUAAUCACAUUUGAGGGUAUCUUGUCUGAUGCAUAUUUCUUUAAUGCCUUUGGAGCAUUAAGUUUUGUAGCUGAGAGAAACCAUACGACAUGGUGGAGACCUCAAGUGUUAUUACAUUUGACAUUUUGCUUAACCACACUAUGUACAUAUGUGUAUUCAUCAACUAUGAGUGGCUAAUGCAAAAAUUUCAACAUUUCCUUUGGGGUUGA
Messenger RNA from Sesamum indicum (sesame), 2971 nucleotides. RefSeq names its product K+ efflux antiporter 3 (gene KEA3). The record is from RefSeq and is a predicted model, not a curated record. Gene Ontology annotation, molecular function: antiporter activity. Gene Ontology annotation, biological process: potassium ion transport; proton transmembrane transport. NCBI's taxonomy places the organism in Eukaryota, Viridiplantae, Streptophyta, Magnoliopsida, Lamiales, Pedaliaceae. Gene Ontology annotation, cellular component: chloroplast; membrane.